Didymodactylos carnosus is the source of this 680-nucleotide messenger RNA. The record is from the annotation of a GenBank genome assembly. Lineage: Eukaryota; Metazoa; Rotifera; Eurotatoria; Philodinida; Philodinidae.
AACCAACCAUUGACAUUAUUGAUACAUCAACUCAAGAACGACGAAUAGUGAAACGAAAACAAGAGGAGACCGAGGGAAAUUAUGGUAGAGAAAACAAUCAUAAUAAGUCAGCUGCAGGUGGCGAUUAUCCGCCGUAUCUUUUGCGUGAACUUGCACCACUCAAUGAAAUUCGAAAACGAACGUAUUCUCAUUGGCAACUCAUAUCGCCUACAGGGUCACAGAUGAUUGAAAGUGGAUUUUUCAAUUGUAACGUGGGCGAUAGAGUAAUUUGUAUUUAUUGUAAUCUUGUAUGUCAACAGUGGAUGCUAACUGAUGACCCAAGUGAGAUUCAUAAAUUACUCUCACCCGACUGCUGUUUUGUUAAGUCAAACCUGGUAUAUUCCACGACACCAACACGUACUAUCCUCUGUGAAACGGCUGGUGUCCCGACAGAUUGUGAGAUUGUACGCAUUCAGGCAUGUAACCAACAAUUCAUGGAAAUUCCCAAACGACAUGCAACAUUCGCUACAUGGCCGGCGGAAGCGCCGCUGCAAUCAAUUGACGAUCUCGUUCGAGCAGGUUUUUUCUAUACAGGUACAAAAACGAUUGUCACCUGUUUUUAUUGUAAUGGCUCAUUGCAGAAUUGGGGUGAAGACGAUAAUCCAACAAUUGAACAUGCGCGAUGGUUUCCGCAAUGGUAA